Ilex paraguariensis (yerba mate) is the source of this 1119-nucleotide messenger RNA. The record is from the annotation of a GenBank genome assembly. Lineage: Eukaryota; Viridiplantae; Streptophyta; Magnoliopsida; Aquifoliales; Aquifoliaceae.
AUGAAUAUCUUUAAGAACCAGAAACUUGGUUCAGAAAAUAGUUAUAGCGCUAGAAAACCAUUUGAAGCUAUAUUUGUCUCCAGUUCGAAGAAGCAUGAUGUUUGCGAUCCACUAAUUGUAAUCCUUCACGGGGGCCCUCAUUCUGUCUCCACAUCAGGCUUUUCGAAGUCCUUAGCAUUCCUUGCCUCACUUGGUUACAGCUUACUGAUUGUAAAUUAUAGAGGUUCAUUGGGAUUUGGUGAGGAAGCAUUGCAAUCUCUUCCAGGGAAAGUUGGGUCACAGGACGUCAAUGAUGUUCUCACUGCUAUAGAUUAUGUCAUUGACAAGGGACUUGCAAACCCAUCUAAAAUAGCUGUGGUUGGUGGUUCUCAUGGUGGCUUUUUGACAACACACUUGAUUGGUCAGGCUCCAGAUAAGUUUGUUGCAGCUGCCGCAAGGAAUCCUGUCUGUAACCUCGCUUUGAUGGUGGGUACAACUGAUAUACCUGAUUGGGCUUAUGUGGAGGCAUACGGAAGUGGGGGGAAGUCUAGCUUUACAGAAGCCCCCUCACCUGAACAGCUCGCUCUCUUCCACCAAAAAUCUCCUAUUGCACACCUCUCAAAGGUCAAAACUCCUACAAUUUUUCUUUUAGGUGCGCAGGAUCUUCGCGUCCCAGUUUCUAAUGGAUUGCAAGUAAGACUCCACACCUCUUCUGCAUCUGUACCCUUCAUGGGGAGCCUUACUUAUUCGGUGGCUAAUCUGGUACUGAGUUCUUGGUGCAUGCUCGAGGACUUACCCAGCCUCGAGCAGUAUGCACGGGCACUGAAGGAGAAGGGUGUUGAAACCAAAGUCAUUGUGUUUCCAAAUGAUGUUCAUGGAAUUGAUAGACCGCAGUCCGACUUCGAGAGCUUCCUUAAUAUUGGAGUGUGGUUCAAGAACGAUCUCUCUCAGCAUCACUCACAGAUCGACGAAGCCCCUCAGCUACUCUCUUCUCUUCUCUGUCUCAGCAAGCUCUCUCAGCACCACUCACAGAUCGAUGAAGAAGGCUUACCUCAAGAAGAAGGGACUUCCACUCAUAGAUCGACGAAGAAGGAACUUCCUUUCGCUGUGAAGGUAAGUGUCAUCCGCUUACUUGUAUAG